AGUAAGCCAGUCUGAGAUGCGCAAGUAAUGAUCCACGAACCUGACUCUCUAAUUGAUUUAUUGUCCAACGACGCGCAUUCCACCCAUUCAUGCCUCUACGAUCCUAUGCUCUCAAGCAAUAAUCCACCCACAUCGAGGCACACGCACACACACCUUAAACGCACGACAAACGCACAGGCAUAAGCACGUACAGAGACCUCAUACAUAAACACCCUACCUGCUGCAUUCACGCAUACAAUAGUCUGUAGAUAGAUACCUACAAGCACCUACUACCACCGACUUUUCCAUCUGCUUUUCUCAUACCUCAUACUCCGUA
This is a messenger RNA of Aaosphaeria arxii CBS 175.79, 316 nucleotides long. RefSeq lists its product as uncharacterized. NCBI's taxonomy places the organism in Eukaryota, Fungi, Ascomycota, Dothideomycetes, Pleosporales. The record is from RefSeq and is a predicted model, not a curated record. The transcript has a single exon. Bases 28 to 183 code for a protein of 51 amino acids.